Messenger RNA from Dictyostelium purpureum, 737 nucleotides. RefSeq lists its product as uncharacterized. Gene Ontology annotation, molecular function: isopentenyl-diphosphate delta-isomerase activity. The coding region runs from base 51 to 659 and encodes 202 amino acids. Gene Ontology annotation, biological process: isopentenyl diphosphate biosynthetic process. The record is from RefSeq and is a predicted model, not a curated record. Gene Ontology annotation, cellular component: cytoplasm. Lineage: Eukaryota; Evosea; Eumycetozoa; Dictyosteliales; Dictyosteliaceae. The transcript is spliced from 2 exons.
UUUUUUUUUUUGAAAUUACAUUUUAUUUCUAAUAGAAAUUAUUAAUUAAAAUGGUCGAGUAUAUAGAUGUAUGUGAUGAAAAAGGUAACCAAUUGGGAUAUAGCUUACCAAGAGCAGAGAUUCACCAAAAGGGGUUAUAUCAUAGAGUAGUGCAUGUUUGGAUUGUGGAUUCAAAUGGAAUGGUUUUAAUUCAAAAGAGAACAGCAAGCAAGGAUUCAUAUCCUUCGAUGUGGGAUAAGUCAUGUGCAGGACACAUUGAAGCUGGUAUGGGAAGUAAAGAAACUGCAGUUAAAGAGUUAUCCGAGGAGUUAGGUUUACUAUUUUCAGAAAAUAGAUUAGAACUAUUAUUUUCAACUCUGCAAUGUAAUAUUUUAAAUGAAGGUAAAUUUAUUGAUAAUGAAAUCUCGGAUGUAUAUUUAAUAACAUUAGGAAAACCAUUUGACUUGCAAAAAUUAAAGCUCCAAGUUGAAGAAGUUUCAGAAGCCAAGUUGGUUAACCACCAAAACUUAUAUGAAAUGAUUAAAAAUCAAGAUCCUACAUUCACUCCAUUAUAUGACAGUCAUAAAUAUCCAAACUUUAAUGAUGCUCCAUACUUCAAAUUCUUCCAAAUUUUAACUGAACGUUUCCCAAUCAGCGACAAAAUUACUGUUAAUAGUUAAAUAAUUACAAACAACAUAAAAUAAAAAUAUAAUAAUUCAUUAAUGAAUCAUAUAAUUAAAGAAUUUUUUUUUUAAAAU